UUUAGAGGACAAGCCCGUAGCUAUUUCUCCAAGUAAAAGAGGCCCAUACCAUAUGGCCAGCAAACAGGUACAAAAUUGUACACCCGGUUCCAUUCACCACAUCUGCCUAGAAAGUGUAACGAGAAGCCUUAUUAGCCUAAACCAUCCUGAAAAAAUUCGAUCAGGAAUCAAAACCUUAUCCUCUUAAACGCCAACCACAUCCUUUGUUUGCACUCAAAAGGGCUCCUAAGAUUUCAUCAACCAGAGCAGAACAUGGCAACACUUCAAUUUACAACAUCUCCUUCCUUCAAUCUCAUUAAACCAAGAAAUCAUGCCAAUGUUCCUGCUUUGCAAUUGCACGGCCUCUGGUCAAGGCCAAGGUUGAAUCGCCACCUGUCGUGCACUGCCAGGUCUUACAAAGUUUCAAUUGAGCAUGAAGGUAAAACAACUGAGCUAGAGGUUGAACCUGAUGAGACAAUUCUAUCCAAGGCAUUGGAUAAUGGCUUGCCUGUGCCACAUGACUGCAAGCUUGGGGUGUGCAUGACUUGCCCAGCUCAACUUCUCAGUGGAACAGUUGAUCAAAGUGAAGGAAUGCUCAGCGAUGAUGUUGUGGAGCGUGGAUAUGCAUUACUCUGUGCAUCUUAUCCAAGAUCAGAUUGUAAAAUUCGGACUAUACCGGAGGAAGAGUUGCUCUCUCUGCAGCUAGCAACAGCCAAUGACUAAAGCUCACGUCCGAUACCUGUUCCAUUUUCGAGUGUUAGUGUAGAACGAGAAUUUUUUGCUGCUACAAUUUGGUACUGACAAAAGUCUUUCUUUCUUCGUGGUCUCAUUCCUGUCUCCUGUUUAAAUCUACUGCAAAGAUUGAGUUAUGGUAAUCUACCAUACUGUUGGGCAUAAGAAUGUAAAGUACUGAUUUGCUGAAUGACCGAUAUAUAAAUCAUCUGAUAGUAUAAUUACGGGGUUAUGUUCAACGCAUUUCUUGGAAGCAUGAUGUUCUGAAGUUUUCACUGAAACAGGGAGAAAGAAAGCCGGAUCUUCUGGAGCUGACACUUGCCUACAGCAGUUAUGCAUUGUUAAUUAUAAAAAUUCAGAGACACGUCUAAAUAAAAGGGGGUUCAUUCCAAAUGAGCUCUGCUCAAAAGUAAUUAGGACAGGUAUAUUGAUUACCUUUUCUUUUCCAAAGGACAAUAAUUAUCACGAAAAUAAAACGUUGUCUAAAAGCAUCAAUUGCAAGUAAAAGGAGAAUAGCAUGAACCCGCACUACAUUGUUAUUACAGCUCC
This is a messenger RNA of Coffea arabica (coffee), 1260 nucleotides long. RefSeq names its product ferredoxin C 1, chloroplastic-like. Gene Ontology annotation, molecular function: electron transfer activity; 2 iron, 2 sulfur cluster binding. Gene Ontology annotation, cellular component: chloroplast. Lineage: Eukaryota; Viridiplantae; Streptophyta; Magnoliopsida; Gentianales; Rubiaceae. Gene Ontology annotation, biological process: electron transport chain. The record is from RefSeq and is a predicted model, not a curated record.